Triplophysa rosa is the source of this 3816-nucleotide messenger RNA. It is a transcript of the gene smad3a, whose product is annotated as SMAD family member 3a. NCBI's taxonomy places the organism in Eukaryota, Metazoa, Chordata, Actinopteri, Cypriniformes, Nemacheilidae. The transcript has 9 exons. Gene Ontology annotation, molecular function: I-SMAD binding; DNA-binding transcription factor activity, RNA polymerase II-specific; RNA polymerase II cis-regulatory region sequence-specific DNA binding. Bases 241 to 1518 code for a protein of 425 amino acids. Gene Ontology annotation, cellular component: heteromeric SMAD protein complex. Gene Ontology annotation, biological process: transforming growth factor beta receptor signaling pathway; cell differentiation; anatomical structure morphogenesis. The record is from RefSeq and is a predicted model, not a curated record.
GCGCGCUACGCGCGACGAUCGCGGGAGACAGAGACGGAGCGUAGCUGAGCGCUGAACUUGAGACCGCGUCCCGGUCACGUCUCAAGUCCCUUUUACUUUCCUCAUUUCAUUAUCGAUCUCUAAACCGCGUAUUCUUACUUUCCACUCUCGGAUUACGUUGACGAUAAAAAAAGUGUAGCAAAUAUCUCUCCGAGUUGCGUGCGAGACUGCGCAAUAGAGAAACGUUCAACCGAAUCCAGCAUGUCCAUUUUACCGUUCACUCCGCCGAUCGUGAAGAGGCUCCUGGGCUGGAAGAAGGGAGAGCAGAACGGACAGGAGGAGAAAUGGUGCGAGAAGGCCGUCAAGAGUCUGGUGAAGAAGCUGAAGAAGACAGGACAGCUGGACGAGCUGGAGAAAGCCAUCACAACUCAGAGUGUCAACACCAAGUGUAUCACCAUACCGCGGUCGCUGGACGGUCGGUUGCAGGUAUCUCAUAGGAAGGGACUUCCUCAUGUGAUCUACUGUCGACUAUGGCGCUGGCCUGAUCUACAGUCUCACCAUGAGCUCAGAGCCAUUGAACUCUGUGAGUUUGCAUUUCACAUGAAAAAGGAUGAGGUGUGCGUCAAUCCCUACCACUACCAGCGCGUUGAGACGCCAGUUCUUCCUCCGGUCCUGGUUCCUCGGCACACUGAAAUCCCCAGUGAGUUUCCUCCACUGGAUGACUACAGUCACUCCAUCCCAGAAAACACCAUCUUCCCUGCUGGCAUCGAGCCCCAGAGCAACUACAUACCAGAGACGCCCCCUCCAGGUUACAUCAGUGAGGAUGGAGAGACCAGUGACCAUCAGAUGAACCGCAGCAUGGACACAGGUUCUCCAAACCUUUCACCGAACCCGGUGUCUCCUGCCCACAAUAAUUUAGAUCUCCAGCCAGUGACAUACUGCGAACCAGCGUUCUGGUGCUCUAUAUCAUAUUAUGAGCUGAACCAGAGAGUCGGUGAGACUUUCCAUGCCUCGCAGCCUUCUUUAACAGUGGACGGCUUCACAGACCCAUCCAACUCUGAACGCUUCUGCCUGGGCCUGCUGUCCAACGUUAACCGGAACGCUGCUGUGGAGCUCACGCGCAGACACAUCGGCCGGGGUGUGCGUUUGUACUACAUUGGUGGUGAGGUGUUUGCAGAGUGUCUAAGUGACAGCGCCAUCUUUGUUCAGAGUCCCAACUGUAACCAGCGUUACGGCUGGCAUCCUGCCACCGUCUGCAAGAUCCCACCAGGCUGUAAUCUGAAGAUCUUUAAUAAUCAGGAGUUUGCAGCUCUCUUGGCUCAGUCUGUGAAUCAGGGCUUCGAGGCGGUGUACCAGCUCACUCGCAUGUGCACCAUUCGCAUGAGCUUUGUGAAGGGCUGGGGAGCAGAGUACAGGCGGCAGACAGUGACUAGCACCCCCUGCUGGAUAGAACUGCACCUGAAUGGUCCUUUGCAGUGGCUGGACAAAGUGCUCACUCAGAUGGGAUCUCCUUCCAUCCGUUGCUCCAGUGUGUCAUAGGAAAAACUCUCUCUGUACAAACACAACAUGUACAAACCAAGAAAUCUGGAAACAAAGUUCCUUCAGGAAUCAAAGGCUGAAAGACAUUCAUACUCACCCACCGGUGGGUUCCACAGCCAUUUUCAGACUCGGUAGCACUUUUACAUUUGUCUCACUUUGGAGGAGCGUAUUGUCAAUGUGUAAAUACUUUUUUGUAAAAUUUGUCAUUUAUGAUAUAUUGUGUUUUAUAGCAUUAGUGUAAGUAAGAUCUCUCCGUCUUUUGUUAUGCUGUUAGGUACAUGUUUACUAUAACUGGGGUAUUAGAUGGACUUGGUUGAUUUCUAGAAACAUGAAAAAAGUGCUUUUUAUGUAAAGUGAAGAUAUGACGUUUUCAGAAUAUCAGUUAAACUAUUUUUGAUCCUCUUUUUGUUUUGGCACAAUAAUUGCCAACAUAUGGCACCUCAUAUGUUGUAUUAAGCAUAUCAAUGUGUGACGUGCUUGAUUCCCCAGUGUCAAACCUUUUUAAAGCUGAUUCACUGAUCACUCAGUCACUGAUUUUUUUUGGCAGUGUGUUCAAACACCGACAAAUCAAUUACUGUUGUUAAUCAUGUUUUCCUACCACAUGCAUGAUGCAUUCAGAAUCAUACUUUAGCUAUUAAAUAACACAUUUUUGCAAUUCACUGCACAGAAUAUAGCAAACUUUGUCUACAUAUGUACACAUCAUUUUUUAUGUGUUGGAUAUGCCUGAGUUACAUUUGUUGACACGCAAGUGGCUUUUGUCAUUGUUCAUGUGUCAAAGCAGGACCUACUGUAUGUUAAGCACGCAUGUUCUGAAAGGUUGUGUAAACAGCAUCAGCCGUCCCAUGACUGUUUGUCUUUGUACUGUCUGCUCAAAGUUGAAUUCAGUCUGCAGUGAAACUGCUGUCCACUGUGACGCUGGGUUUCUGUAUGUUUGAAGUGAUUGAAUAUUAAUGUGUUUGAGCUUUUUCCCUGUUGAUGCUCUGUUGUCUUGGGUGAGUGGUUGAGAAGUUGUUCAAGGUUUGGACAAAAUGUGACUUUUAGCUUUGGAAAAGAAAUCUUUGUUUUGGUGGAUUUACAAAAACCAUUAAUGGGCAUUACAUCAUUUUGUGUACUCCAAAAUUCACACUUUCUGGCAUUAUACAUUUUAUUCCUUGAUAUACGUUUAAAAAAUGACUUUGCAAAUACCCAGUAAUCUUUGUAUACGUUUGUGCAUAUGCAUGUCUGCAGGUUCUAAUGUUCUCCUCAUGUUCUCCUUAAGUUCUCCAGAAUAAUUCUGAAUGAGUGUGCCUUUGCAUCAAGAGUUUGUCGUCUGUAUAUAGUAUAUUAGAGACUUCUACACAGCCAGUUAUCCAUAUUGAUCAGUACAUGGGUUGUCCAGCGUUGGACUGCUCGGGGUUAAGAUCCGUUUUCAGCUGAACUUGUAAAUAUGUCUGAUAAAUUGAUAAUGCAUGCCUAUUUUCUGAAACUCAUGCCAUUUGUACUGUAGACUCUAUUUUGCUACCAAAUAUUUUUUCAGAAGCAGGAUGGGAAGCAAACACUCUUACCUCCGUGUUUGUAACCGCUGAAAGGGGGCGGUACUGCUGGCAGGUUCUUGUAUUUUUUAUACAUCAGAUUCUCAUAGGAUAUGGAGAAGGGCUUCGAGAAGGGAAAUGUUUAGCUACAAUGGGCUUUGUGAAAUUUGAUCUUUUGGUUAGUUCUGUUUGAUGUGUUUGCGAUGGGUUGCAAGCACUUGCAUGCCUUUUUGAAAUGGGGAGAGGUGUUCUGAUGUGUUAUUAAAAAGGAAUCAUGAAGUUCAGAAUUUAGCGUUUAGGUACCUCUUGUGUACUUGACAUUAGAUUUACGACAUGUUUGCAUACAGUAUAUGGCUAUACUGUUGUGUGAUAUAUAGACGCUCUGAGACUUUAAUAAAGUCAGUAUGUAUUACUAGGAUUCCUCAAAAUGUAUUUAUCAAAAUGUAUCUUUGUGUCAUCUGGCAAAGAAAAAGAGAUGGUACUGAUAUUAUUCAGGAAACAAUCUAUUGUCCAUGUAAGCAAACAUUUUACUGUUUUAUUUAAGAGGAAAAAUCCAAUUUCACUUUCUCAACAAAUUGUUGAAUAUAUUUUAAGUAAUGUGCAUUUAUUGUGCUUGUGUUAACCUCUCACGUGCUGUGACUUUCUGUGGCUUAGUGAUGAUUGUUGUGCUUGUCCCUUGUUAGAUUUCUUAUUUGUACAAAUAUAUAAUCAUUUCUCUUCAUCCUUAAAGUUUUGCCAGGAGAAAAUAAAAAUCAUUGUUUUGUUGAAUUUUUAAUAAAUAUAUCCA